Molecule: messenger RNA, 2723 nt
Organism: Myotis lucifugus (little brown bat)
Lineage: Eukaryota; Metazoa; Chordata; Mammalia; Chiroptera; Vespertilionidae
Gene: NUCLEOLIN
Product: nucleolin
Exons: 14
Coding region: 171-2324 (717 amino acids)
Molecular function (GO): RNA binding
Source: RefSeq, a predicted model, not a curated record
GGAUUACUGGGCAGGCUCAGUCUUUCGCCUCAGUCUCGAGCUCUAGCUGGUAGCGAGACGUACGCGCUCCGGUUCUUCAGUACCAGCGGCCGCCAUCGACGCCGUUUGGUUCCUCUGGGCACAUCUGCGCCACUCACCCGCCACACACUCCACCCUCAUAAGCCGCCGCCAUGGUGAAGCUCGCAAAGGCUGGUAAAAAUCAAGGUGACCCCAAGAAAAUGGCUCCUCCUCCAAAGGAGGUAGAAGAAGAUAGUGAAGAUGAGGAAAUGUCAGAUGAAGAAGAUGAAAGCAGUGGAGAAGAGAUUAUCAUUCCUCAGAAAAAAGGCAAGAAGGCUACCACAACUCCAGGAAAGAAGGUGAUGGUUUCCCCAACAAAAAAGAUUGCCGUUGCCACACCAGGCAAGAAAGCAGUUGUCACCCCUGGAAAAAAGGCAGUGGCUGUGCCAACCCCUGGCAAAAAGGCAGCAGUUACACCAGCCAAAGCAUUAGCCACACCUGGUAAGAAGGGAGGCACACCAGGCAAAGCAUUGGUAGCAACUCCUGGUAAGAAGGGAGCAGCCAUCCCAGUCAAGGGAGCAAAGAACGGCAAGAAUGCCAAGAAGGAAGAUAGUGAUGAGGAAGAUGAUGAUGACAGUGAAGAGGAGGAUGACGAUGAUGAGGAGGAUGAGGAUGAAGAUGAGGAUGAAAUUCAGCCAGCAGUGAUGAAAGCUACUGCUGCUGCUCCUGCCUCAGAUGAUGAGGAUGAUGACGAAGACGAGGAUGAGGAUGAAGAUGAGGAUGAGGAUGAUGACGAAGAAGAUGACUCUGAAGAAGAACCAAUGGAGAUUACACCAGCCAAAGGCAAGAAAGCUCCUGUAAAAGCUGUUCCUGUGAAGGCUAAGAGCACAGCUGAGGAUGAAGAUGAGGAGGACGAUGAAGAAGAUGAUGAUGAUGAUGAUGAAGAGGACGAUGAAGAUGAUGAAGACGAGGAUGAUGAGGAAGAGGAGGAGGAGGAGGAGGAAGAGCCUGUCAAAGAAGCACCUGGAAAACGAAAGAAGGAAAUGUCCAAACAGAAAGCUGCUCCUGAGGCCAAGAAACAGAAAGUGGAAGCCACAGAACCGACUACGGCUUUCAAUCUCUUUGUUGGAAACCUGAACUUCAGCAAGUCUGCUCCUGAAUUAAAAACGGGUAUCAGUGAUGUUUUUGCUAAGAACGAUCUUGCUGUUGUGGAUGUCAGAAUUGGUGUGUCGAGGAAGUUUGGCUAUGUGGAUUUUGAAUCUGCUGAGGACCUGGAAAAAGCCUUAGAACUCACUGGUUUAAAAGUCUUUGGCAAUGAAAUUAAACUAGAAAAACCAAAGGGAAAAGACAGUAAAAAAGAUCGAGAUGCAAGAACACUGUUGGCAAAAAAUCUGCCUUAUAAAGUUACUCAGGACGAAUUAAAAGAAGUGUUUGAAGAUGCUAUGGAGAUCAGAUUAGUCAGCAAGGAUGGAAAAAGUAAAGGGAUUGCUUAUAUUGAAUUUAAGACAGAAGCUGAUGCAGAGAAAACCUUGGAAGAAAAGCAAGGGACAGAAAUAGAUGGGCGAUCCAUUUCUCUGUACUAUACUGGAGAGAAAGGUCAAAAUCAAGACCAUAGAGGUGGAAAGAACAGCACUUGGAGUGGUGAAUCAAAAACUCUGGUUUUAAGCAACCUUUCCUACAGUGCAACAGAAGAAACUCUUCAGGAAGUAUUUGAAAAGGCAACUUUUAUCAAAGUACCCCAGAACCAAAAUGGCAAAUCUAAAGGGUAUGCAUUUAUAGAAUUUGCUUCAUUUGAAGAUGCUAAAGAAGCUUUAAAUUCCUGUAAUAAAAGAGAAAUUGAGGGCAGAGCAAUCAGGCUGGAAUUGCAAGGACCCAGAGGAUCACCUAAUGCAAGAAGCCAGCCAUCCAAAACUCUAUUUGUCAAAGGUCUGUCUGAGGAGACUACGGAAGAGACAUUGAAGGAGUCAUUUGAUGGCUCUGUCCGGGCAAGGAUAGUCACUGACCGGGAGACGGGCUCUUCCAAAGGGUUUGGUUUUGUAGACUUCAACAGUGAGGAAGAUGCCAAAGCCGCUAAGGAGGCCAUGGAAGAUGGUGAAAUUGAUGGAAACAAAGUUACUUUGGACUGGGCCAAGCCUAAGGGUGAAGGUGGCUUCGGGGGUCGUGGUGGAGGCAGAGGUGGCUUUGGAGGCAGAGGCGGUGGCAGAGGAGGCCGAGGUGGAUUUGGUGGCAGAGGCCGGGGAGGUUUUGGAGGUCGAGGAGGCUUCCGAGGAGGCAGAGGAGGAGGGGGAGACCAUAAGCCACAAGGAAAGAAGACGAAGUUUGAUUAGUUUCUUCUAUCCCUGUCUUUCCCUCUUCCAUUUGAAAAAGAAAGGACUCUGGUGUUUUUACUCUGUUACCUGAUCAAUGACAGAGCCUUCUAAGGACAUUCCAAGACAGUAUACAGUCCUGUGGUCUACUUGGAAAUCCAUUUAGAUAACAUUUCAAAGGAGAUAACCUGUUGGUUUUGACUGGAUAUUCGUAUAAACUUUUUAAAGAGAUGAGUGGUAGAGCUAACCCUUAUCUGUAAGUUUUGAAUUUAUAUUGUUUCUUCCCGUGUACAAAACCAUUUUUUUCCUACAAAUAGUUUUUUUGUGUGUGUUGGGAUAUAAAGGAAAGCAGAAUGUUUUAUCAUGAUUUUGCUUCAGCAGCUAUGGGACAAAUUAAAAGUCCUAAACUCUGGUGCCAGA